CAUUAGAGUUCCGACAACUUUCGAAUAUUACGACCGACUCAUUCCUGCCAUCUUGCGCCAGAAGUCGCUACAGCGUCCACUCCCUCCCUACGAUCGUGCUGGUCCGGAAGUCCAGUCGGAUGGAGAGUGUACCAACCUCGGAACUGUGAAGCACAAGCGUCCAGUCCUCGGCCCAUCGAUCGAGGCCAGCUCAACGACGUCCCGUCUCCUGCCAAGAUCUCUACUAUUCCCGACUCUACUGUGGCCCUUUGUAUCGAUGAUCCCUGGAAGUCUAGUAGUACACUUCAGAGUGUUUUUUGGGCCCUCGAUAAGGGCGCUUCCUGAGUACGCUGCCGCUCCAAGACGGGUGGAAUCGGAAGCUCACAGCUCUAUUAGUGCUCACGGUUGCAGAUUGCGCACUGGCAAGGUUCCGCCACUCACUGAAGCGUACAGGGGCGGAGCGAAGACCGAGGCUGUUCCGACCAUGCACCUCUCAGAAAUACCACCUCGGUGUCACCGUGUCACUCUCCGUCGAGUCGUCAAGCAGCCACUGAGCCCGAUAAGAGACCAAACUGGGCCAAGGGUGCAUGCACCGGACAACUCGAUCAGGACACCAUGCUGCCACUCUUGCAUAAUCCGGCAGUUAUGGUCGUGUACAUGCGACUUGGGAAGAGCAACCAGAACCUCGGGACAAGCUAUACUGUACCAGGUAGUCAGCCUUGGCAAGCCUGAUGGCGCAUAAGCUUGCUCUGGGCGCUGCGGGACAUGUCACUUUAGGCUCUCUCGUCGCGUGCGAAGCUGAUCCCGACCACUCUGGAACGAGCUCCUCGGACGUUUGGCAUCGAUCGAACGUUCAACCUGCUUUCAUUCCAAGAAGCCUUUGCGUAAUGUAAAGUUGGACCCGAUUGUCUCCGGGACGAACAUCAACGCAAAGCUGCAUUGCCGGGCGGCGAUUGUAGAGCGGACUGUAGUGCGUUUGGGCGUG
Molecule: messenger RNA, 964 nt
Organism: Baudoinia panamericana UAMH 10762
Lineage: Eukaryota; Fungi; Ascomycota; Dothideomycetes; Mycosphaerellales; Teratosphaeriaceae
Exons: 1
Coding region: 257-721 (154 amino acids)
Source: RefSeq, a predicted model, not a curated record